GAUUUUUCAAUCGGGUUUGGAGGUGGUGCUGGUUUUGGAGUUGGAGUUUGAGGCGAUUAUCAUUGAUUUCAAAACUAAGAAAAAACGUAUAAGAGAUCAAUUGAGAUACAUACAUUAAUGGCGUGCCUUCAAAAUUAUUACCGAUGAUAAAAUUAGUUACUUUCACAUCAGUGCAGGCAUUUUACGUACCUGUUGGAUACUUUCUGAGCAUAUCAUUGAGUUUAGAAUGUGUAUGCAUUUAUUUACUAAUUGUUCUUCCGUACCCUUCCCCCUCACAUAUAGGAGUCGACCGAUUUGAAGUUGCACGAAUUUUCACCAUUAUAAAUGAUUGUAAAGAGACAGUUUCAAGCAAAAUAUUUGGUGGAGGCGGUUUCCUAUUAAAACCAGGCCAAUCUGUUGUUGUUUUUACAGCCCCAGUAUGCUGGUCACAUCGAAUAUGGGGUCGAAUUGUUAGCCACUUUGAUAAAGCUGGCAAUGGUACUUGCCAAACUGGUGUAAUUGACAUUGGUAGUGGUGGAGGAGGUGGGAUUGGAUUAAGAGUUGGUGACGGAGGAGUUACAGUGAUGGAGCGGUGGAGGUUGUUGUUGUCUUGUUUUCAGCUGAUAGAAAGGUGCCAUGGAAUUUUAUAAAAUCUAGAAAGGUCCAUUGCUGUUACAGUGCAUUUUUUUUUUUUAUGGGAUCAACUAUGGUUG
Papaver somniferum (opium poppy) is the source of this 692-nucleotide messenger RNA. Its product is annotated as pathogenesis-related protein 5-like. The record is from RefSeq and is a predicted model, not a curated record. The transcript is spliced from 3 exons. Bases 144 to 629 code for a protein of 161 amino acids. NCBI's taxonomy places the organism in Eukaryota, Viridiplantae, Streptophyta, Magnoliopsida, Ranunculales, Papaveraceae.